GAGUACUCAGCUGAGAUGCAUUUUGAGCAGGCUGCCCGCAUCGAUGCCUUAAGCAAGUAACUACCGCAGCAUGGAGUACGUCCAUACAGUCCCACGCGGGCGCGCAGCAUUUGCUUGAGCAAUAGUCUCAGUAUAAAUGGCACUGCUCCUCCUCCUCGCAGCAACAACAGCAAAGGCCGACGACUGCGCCACAACACCAAAACCCCAGAAAGACCAAGUAGAAGCCUACCUCCGCGCGUUGUAUCCAUCAACACAAAGGAUAGAAAACGCCGUCGCCGCGUUCGAGGCCCUCGACUACCUCUACGCGGACCGAAAUAUACUGGAGCCGCCGCGUUUCUUAUCAAAACAGGUCCCGCCGCUCCCGUACGUACCGGAGGGCGCCUACUACGCCGCGAAACCAGCCCACCGCAAGAAGGCGAAGUGGCUCGCGGGCGCGAACGCCAACCGCUGGCGCGCGCCCGUCCGGCGGCAGCAUGCGGCGCGGACCGCAUCAAAACACGCCUCGACCGUCGGCGGGCGCUUCGGCCCGGCGCCCUCGUGGACGAGCCCCCUCGCUUUGGUCAAGUACCCGUUUCCCCUCUCUACUACGGCAAAGGAGCCGAGCCGGGCCGAGCUCCUCGCCGCGGCGACGACAGCAUCUGUGGAUCUCUCGUCAGGCUAUGUCGAAGUGGAGCAGUUCGGCGGGCCGCGGUGGACGCGGAGCGGCUGCCCGCCCGUCUGUGGGACGUGGGCCAAUAUUUGGAGAGGCACGGGCGUCUUCCUGAAAUUGGAUCGGCCCGUCGUCGCGCCGACGCGGCUCGCGGCCGUCGUCGAGCUCGUCACCCGGAUCGCGCGUGUUGAAAACGGCGCCGCGAUUCUGGAAGCCUUCGCCGCGAGGUCCUCGAUGCUCGCAAAACGAGUGAAGGAGUUCCGCGCCGGCGGCGCGUCGGUCGGCGAGGCCGUCGCCGCCGCGGCCGCCGCCGCGGGCACGGGCCGGGGCUGCCGCUGCUUCAAGGAGGCGUCGGCGCUCAACGGGACGGCGCGGCCGCUCCUCCGCCUGGCCGCCGUGGGCGGCAAAACGGCCGCGUUCCUGGCACGCGUGCGCGAGGCGCGUCCGGUGGACUGGUGCGCGAACGUCUGCGGCAACGGCCAGUACUACGACCGGCAGCGGGCGCCGAUGAUGGCGCUCGACGGCAUGCUCGCGACGCUCUCGUGCGUGCUCGGGACGAAUGCCGUCGUGCUGACGCGCUCGCCCAACGACAACGGCCUCGUGCACCAGGAGCUCGUCGACUACGAUUUGCCGGAGAGCCUCGGCGGCUGGCCGGCGCCGCCUCUUGGAAAACUCAACGCCCUGGCCAGAUGCGCGGCGCCCUUCUCGAAUUUACCAAAUGACGCCGACGCGUUGUUACUAGAACACUGGCGCUCUACGAACAAGUGGGCGCUCGGCGACGUCGCUCGAAAAAAAUUCGGACCGUGCGACCUCGCGAACCCCGGCGGCGGCGACGACGCCUGGACUUCAGGGAGAGGCCGGGACCGGUGCCGCGUCGCGCAGGGCGAUUCUAUUGGAAGCGACCGCGCGUGCUUCGUGACCUGUCGAAAUCAUAUCUCGGCGGCGCACGCGAACGUGUCGCUGACCCAGGUGCUCCGCCCUGAUCUAGAACUGUGUGUUGACUAA
Pelagomonas calceolata is the source of this 1654-nucleotide messenger RNA. Lineage: Eukaryota; Pelagophyceae; Pelagomonadales; Pelagomonadaceae. The record is from the annotation of a GenBank genome assembly.